Messenger RNA from Bipolaris victoriae FI3, 195 nucleotides. RefSeq lists its product as hypothetical. The transcript has a single exon. Bases 1 to 195 code for a protein of 64 amino acids. Lineage: Eukaryota; Fungi; Ascomycota; Dothideomycetes; Pleosporales; Pleosporaceae. The record is from RefSeq and is a predicted model, not a curated record.
AUGGCGCUUGCGAUAAGUUCGCAGGGUGAAGGAGGCACGUGGCGGAGCGAUCCUAAACGGGCCUCUUCCGCGGGCACGGACGCCGAUCAUUACAGCAGUUCAAGGUGGCCUUUCGCGUCGCAUUACCUACUUGUGUCAACGUCGCUCAUUAGUUCACCCCACCCUUUACUUUCUUCCCAUUUUGAUUUUUGCUGA